UUUAUAUCACAGAUACUUCUCUCCUGUUCUUUACUUCAUAAUCUCCCAUCCCGAGGUGGAAACAUGUGAAUAGUAAAACAAAACCAACAUUAUUACCUGAAUCCAAAUUUAAUAAAUAAUUUUCCCUAUAAGCCUACAUUAGUCAAAUCAAAACAAAUUCAAAUUGAGAAAUGUGCACAGUAUAGUAAUAGUAGCUGCACCACUUAAAGCUGCACUCACAUCUCGAAAAAACCAUCCCAUCUUUGCUCAAACUCAAACAAAACAAAGCCUUGUUCAGUUUUUCUUCGUCCUUGACAACCUGUUUCCUUCAUGCAAAAAGAUGCAAUCUUUAUAAAGAAAAGAUUGAAAAUUUUCAUUAUUGAAACUUUGUAUCUCAAAGAUUGAAUCUUUACAAAGCUAAAUCAUGAAUCUUUCAAAGCUUUUUGUAAUUCUGAAUCUUUGUUUUCUCAUAUUUGCUAUUUCAACUAUUUUUUCACUGAAUUCAGAUGGACUUUCUUUAUUAGCUUUAAAAUCUGCAAUUUCAUCUGAUCCAUCAGAGUUUCUUUCAUCUUGGUCUGAAUUAGACUCAUCACCAUGUCAUUGGAAUGGAAUCACAUGUGAUGAUCACAACAACCAAAAAGUCACUUCCAUUACUCUCUCAGGACAUAAUCUCACUGGUUACAUUCCUUCUGAAAUUGGAGCACUUUCUUCAUUAUCAAUUCUCAAUCUUUCUUACAACAACUUCUCAAAACCAAUCCCAAUUCAUCUCUUCAAUGCUACUUCUCUUCACUCUUUAGACCUCUCAAACAAUGCUUUCACUGGAUCUUUACCUCAACAAAUCACAUCACUUAUAAACCUUAACCACCUUGAUCUUUCUUCUAAUUAUCUCAAUGGCUCACUUCCCAAGGAGCUAACUGAUCUUACUGGUCUAACUGGAACUUUAAAUCUUUCAUACAACAGAUUUUCAGGUGAAGUUCCAGUGAGUUAUGGUGAGUUUCCAGUGACAUUGAGUUUGGACUUGAGGCAUAAUAAUCUUACAGGAAAGAUACCUUCAGUUGGUUCUUUGUUGAAUCAAGGGCCUACUGCAUUUUCAGGCAACCCUUUUCUUUGUGGAUUUCCAUUAGAGACUCCAUGCCAAGAACCACAAGCUCAAAAACCUAGUGUUUUGCCAAAUCUUGAAAACCCCAAGGAUCCAAAUAAUGGGUUUGUAGAAAAAAGGAAAUCUGGAAAUGGGUCAGUGGUUUCUUUGAUUUCAGGUGUGUCAGUGGUGAUUGGGGUUGUGUUUGUUUCAGUUUGGGUGUUGAGGAAAAAAUGGAAGUUGGAUGAGGGUAAAAUGGGAAAAGAAAAGUUGGAGAAGUCACAACAUGUGGCUGUGGGUGUGGCUGUGGGAGGGGGGAAUGAUGAGGAAGGGCAAAAGGGUAAAUAUGUAGUGUUAGAUGAAGGGUUUGGGAUGGAACUAGAGGAUUUGUUAAGGGCAUCAGCUUAUGUAGUUGGGAAGAGUAGGAGUGGUAUAGUUUACAAGGUGGUGGCUGGUGGAGGCGGGAGGGUAUCGGGUGCUGCGGCAGCAGCGGUUGCUGUUAGGCGAUUAAGCGAGGGGGAUGCCACGUUGAGGUUCAAGGAGUUCGAGACGGAGGUGGAAGCCAUUGGGAAAGUACAACAUCCAAAUGUGGUGAGGCUUAGGGCUUAUUACUAUGCAAGUGAUGAGAAAUUGCUGGUUACUGAUUUCAUCCGUAAUGGCAGCUUGCACAAUGCUUUACAUGGCGGACUUGGUAAUUCCUUGCCAUCACUGUCAUGGGCAGCUAGACUGAAGAUUGCUCAAGGCACUGCUCGGGGUUUAAUGCACAUUCAUGAGUGUAGUCCCAGGAAGUAUAUUCACGGGAACAUAAAAUCAUCCAAAAUCCUUCUUGACGAUGAAUUGCAAGCUUACAUAUCCGGUUGUGGGUUGACUCGCCUUGUUUCAGGCUCCUCGAAGCCCAUUAAUAGUAGUACCAAAAAGCUGAGUACAAGUCAAAUGAUAUUAAGUCCAAAAAACUCAGCUUCGCCUUGUAUUAUGUAUGUGGCACCUGAGGCUCGGGUACCUGGCUUCAAGUUCACACAAAAAAGCGACAUCUACUCCUUUGGUAUUGUACUUUUGGAGAUUCUGACUGGUCGGUUGCCAGAUGGAGGAUCAGAGGAUGAUGGGAAGGGGCUUGAGAGUCUUGUUAGAAAGGUUUUUAGACAAGAACGACCGUUGUCCGAAAUCAUAGACCCUGCACUAUGGGGUGAGGUUCAUGCCAAAAAGCAAGUCGUUGCAGCAUUUCAUAUUGCUCUCAACUGCACAGAACAGGAUCCCGAGCUUCGGCCAAGGAUGAGAACAGUUUCUGAUAACCUUGAUCGCAUCAAACUGCAGUAAAAGAAACUUAAUGGUACACCUUGUAAAGAGCUUUCAAGUUAAUGUAGAAGUUGUUUAGUGUUUGUGAAUCAGAAUUUUCUGUUUCUAGUUAUCGUUGUAACUCUAGCGAUUCAAUGUUCUUUUUGUUGAAUCAGCAAUUGAAACUUAUUUGUGCUAGCGA
This is a messenger RNA of Lycium ferocissimum, 2531 nucleotides long. Its product is annotated as receptor protein kinase-like protein ZAR1. The transcript is spliced from 2 exons. The coding region runs from base 404 to 2371 and encodes 655 amino acids. The record is from RefSeq and is a predicted model, not a curated record. Gene Ontology annotation, biological process: protein phosphorylation. Gene Ontology annotation, molecular function: protein kinase activity; protein binding; ATP binding. Lineage: Eukaryota; Viridiplantae; Streptophyta; Magnoliopsida; Solanales; Solanaceae.